This is a messenger RNA of Triticum turgidum subsp. durum (durum wheat), 1323 nucleotides long. NCBI's taxonomy places the organism in Eukaryota, Viridiplantae, Streptophyta, Magnoliopsida, Poales, Poaceae. The record is from the annotation of a GenBank genome assembly.
AUGCAACGAGCAAGGGCUAUAGUCUUGACCCGUAGCUGUAGUCCUCGAGCACAACGAGAAGGUGCUGCAGUGGACCAUGGUGCUGAUCAUCCACCUCAAGCACAAGGAGAAGGCUCCGUCACUGCAGAACUUGACGACGGCCAUCAUCCUCAGACUUCAAGAAGACGAAUGGACCUUGGGGAUUACGUGCAAAAAGCAAGGGAUUUUGUCAAGGACCAUCAUCGUCAUGCACAAGGAGAAUGUGAUCGAGUGGACCUUGAGGCCAACCAUCGCCUUCAAACACGACAACAAGGUGGCUCAGUGGACCUUGAGGAUGAGGCAUAUCACAAGCUAUUUGUGGAUCUUGCAUCCCCGUAUCCUAAUCGGCUUGGUGUCCUAAAAGCCUUCUGGGUUCUUGAUGAGAAACUAACUUAUGCACUGUUAGAGAAAUGGCUAUCCGACACGUUCAACCUUCUCUACACCAAAAUGAAGAUGGUUCGCUCCUUCUGGGGUAACUCAAAAGGCAAAAAAGACCCAAGUUUGUUGGAAUUCCUUCCUGCCUUCGUAAGGUUAGCAGCUAUAGCCCUGCCAUUAGCAGCCAUCGGGCUCUUCCACAACAGUCACAGGGAAUCUUAUAAUGAUCAGGAUGUCAAUGUUACAAUUGCCCUGUUUACCUGUACCGCGUUGCUGGAGGCAUAUGCCUAUGCCUCUCUUGGUUUUGGUGAUUUCAAAUUGUCUCGCUCGGUUUCCCAAUAUAGCCUCAUAGGAUUCUUUGCCCGCAACCAAAGGCACACAAUGAUGAUGAGCAUCUUGAGUUUCUUUGGAGGAAAGGACUUCCUUGACCAGCAUUGGUGCAUGUGGCCCCGUGACUCAUCCAUUGCCAUUAUAGGGUUGGUUCUGAAGUAUGUGAAGAAAGGGUGGGCACAACAAAUAAAUGAUGACAAGGAUUACUUGAAGUUCAACCAUUCCAGAGGCCAGCGGACUCUUGAGAUCAAUAAGUGUGAAGUCCUGGGUUGGAGCUUAAGGAGGCCGUUCGACGAGAGUGUCCUUCUCUGGCACAUCACCACAUAUUUCUGCUUCUACAUGGUCGCACGGAGGCAGGAGGAGAUAUCUCCUCCAUUAUCUAAAAAAACUACAUGGGCGCAUCAGCUGAUUACCAGUGUGCCACUGCUCAAUGUAACCAAGAUGAUGCCUCUGUUCAACAUCACGGUAGUGCUGCAUGGUGUGAAAGCUCCCCUUGUCAUGAAAGACCUGAUUGUUGCAGACAAAUGUCCAAUUACAUGGCAUACCUACUGUUUGUCAAUCCUGAGAUGCUCAUGGCAGGCACCCGACGGUUUCUGUUAA